UCUACCCGCAGGUGCAUGGACCGGGCGCAGGCCAGCAUCCGGGCCGGUCACGCCGUCCGCGUGGCGCAGCGCGCAGGAGGCCACGGGCGCGACGGGCACGCGGCCACCAGAGGAGAACCGUUAUCUUUACCGUGCCCCCCGCUCCCCAUAAUCCCAAAUCGCGCAAGGAGGAACUCAAAUCCAGAGCCCUCUCCUCCCCCUCCCCUCCCCCUCCCCUCGCGGAUCCACACUUGCGGCGGCGGCGAGAGCGGGAAGCGAAAACUCGAAACAGCUCCGAGCAUGGCCAGCGAAGGCGAGCACGCGGCGGCGGCGGCGGGCGCGCAGAAGGGCGAGGAGCUCCAGGCCCCCUCCGGCUGGACCAAGAAGCUUAAUCCCACUCGGGGUGGGAAGUUUGAGGUUGUUUUUGUUGCACCAACUGGCGAGGAGGUCAAGACCAAGAGAGCUUUAACCACAUACCUAAAAGCACACCCUGGAGGCCCUGCUCUUUCAGAGUUCGUCUGGGCAACUGGCAAUACUCCCAGACGAUCCUCACGUCUAAGUGCAAAGCCUAAGGCUGCUGAGAGCCCAGAAGAUGAGAAACCCUCACGCCGAAGUGGAAAGUCUAAGGCUACCGAGAGCCCGGAAGAUGAGAAACCUGCCAAACGGGGAAGGCCCUCAAGCUCUAAGAAAGGCAAAAAGGGGAAACAGGAGGAUGCAGAGGACGCAGAAGCUGAAAGUGGAGAUCAUGCUGAUGCUGAAGAAGCCAAAGGCACUGAAGUGGAGAUGAAAGAUGCUGAAGAAGCCAAAGUCACUGACCUGGACCUGGAGAUGAAAGAAGCUGACAAUGCUCAGGAAGAGAAGAAAGAGGAAGAGGCUGGCAGUUUGGUUGGAGAGAAGAAAGAAGCUGACACUGUUGCUCCGGAAGAGAAGAAAGAGGCUGACACUGUUGCUCCGGAGGAGAAGAAAGAGGCCGACACUGUUGCUCCGGAAGAGAAGAAAGAGGCCGACACUGUUGCUCCGGAAGAGAAGAAAGAGGCCGACACUGUUGCUCAAGAAGAGAAGAAAGAGGCUGACACUGUUGCUCAAGAAGAGAAGAAAGAUGCCCCUGUCGUUGAUGCCCCAGAGAAGACUGAAGAAGUGGAAGGCGAGGCAGCUGAAUCUGAGGUAGCUCCCGUGGAGGCUGAGAUGCCUGACCCUGUAUUGGAGAACAAGGAAAACGAGAAGCCAGCUGAAUUUGAAGAAGUCCCGGUGGAGUUUGAGAUGUCUGACCUUGUAUCCGAGAACAAGGAAAACGAGAAGCCAGCUGAAUCUGAAGAAGUCCCCGUGGAGUUUGAGAUGUCUGCCCCUGUAUUAGAAGAGCACAUGGAAGAUGAAAAGGCAGCUGAAUAUGAAGUAGCUCCCGUGGAGGGUGAGAAAACUGAAAACGGCCUGGCAGUCGAAUCCACAGUGCCACCUCCAGCAUCUUCAGAGGAAAAGAAAGUAGAGGCAGAUAGCAGCAUCAAUCCGGCGACCCCUCCUCCAGCUGAGGUGAAGGCAGAUGCUCCAGCGGCAGAGGCAGCAAAAGCCACGGAGAAUCCAGCAGACAACGCCGUCCCCGAAGAACAAUCCGCCGCGAACGUCGACAACAAUGGACAGAUUCAUCCAGGUGUUUCUACCGUGAGGUGCACCUGAAGGUAGGUUUCGUGGAAGACAGGCGAGGCGAGGCGAAACGGGGAACAAACCUGGUCUCUGUUUGCUUUGAGAACUGUAAGCGUGUUUAACCUGACAGCGCCUGUAAUUGUAGGCCCUUUCCGCAUACUUCACAGCUUGUUGUCUUAUGAGGUGCUGCAGGGCAGCAGGCUGGCUUGUGCCGCCUCGGUCAUUAUUAUCAUUUGUAACUUGUUAGAGUGCACAUUAAUCUCAGGAGGACAUAGACAAUACUUAUGCUGCUGUUGUUGUAACCUGACGACCUUUAUGCCUUUGCCCUGUGUUGUUAUUCAUAAAUAAGCCAUGGAGGCUUGAACA
Molecule: messenger RNA, 1983 nt
Organism: Triticum urartu
Lineage: Eukaryota; Viridiplantae; Streptophyta; Magnoliopsida; Poales; Poaceae
Molecular function (GO): DNA binding
Source: RefSeq, a predicted model, not a curated record